Molecule: messenger RNA, 2367 nt
Organism: Phaethon lepturus (White-tailed tropicbird)
Lineage: Eukaryota; Metazoa; Chordata; Aves; Phaethontiformes; Phaethontidae
Gene: CFAP20DC
Product: chromosome unknown open reading frame, human C3orf67
Exons: 16
Coding region: 1-2367 (788 amino acids)
Source: RefSeq, a predicted model, not a curated record
AUGUUUAAAAAUCAGUAUCAGGGUGGCCCUUUUGUUGAAAUAUUCAGUGCUCAAGGCAAGAACCCAGGAGCACAAUGGAAGAUAUUUGGCAAUCCCUCAGCUAUAUGGAAAGAGUAUGAUAAAGAACUAAAAGGCUUUGUUUUUGUACUUGAAGGAAACAGUCAAAUCAACAAAAUGCAGCUACCAAAGGAAACUAGACAAACUUUGGGACUGAUCCAGCAAUUUCUGACACUUCAGAUUUUUGUGCCAUUGGGACAAGACUUCUCCACUGAGUUACUGAUAACUGAUUUAGGAAAUAUUAAAAGAAGAUUGUAUUUAUCAACAGUCCACAAGGAGUUGUCUGUAACCCCUCUGCAUGCAAAAAUUCCUCUGUUUACAAUCAAGCGCAAAAUAUGGUGCAAUAUGUGCAUUGACUUGGUAGCAUUCACCAGUGAAAUAUUCAGAGGAGCAGUCUUCCAGUCUUUGGAUGGAAUUAGUAUUUCAGCUAACUGUAAACUGAGGAAGAUCUUCACUUUAAAAUCCAAGCCUCAAGAUACAGCUGAGGAAAAUGAUAUAUAUGUUGUUCCAUUUAUGCCAUAUGAUCCCACAGAUGUUAUUCCCCGAACCUGCCAGCUAAAUACAGAUGUGCCACAAGUUACACAAUUGCUGAACCUGACUAAAAUUCACAAGCCAGAAAUAAAAUGCAGGAGAUACCCAGUAACAGUGCAAGAAACAGGCAGCUUGGUUAAUAGAGGACAAGGCAAUACACGCAGCAGUAAAACUCAGGAUGUAUCACAUAUUGCAUUUGGAUCAAAGAUCCUUGGGCCACCUCCAUCUUCAAACAGAAGAGUCAGUACAAGGGUAUCUGGAGAGGUAACAAAGACCUCGAGCAGCAAAAGUAAUAGAUCAUGCCAACUUCAAAGUUCGAGAAAGGGAACUGAAUCCGUACAAGACACUGAGAGAUUGGAGCUAUCGUUCUCAGCAUGCAAUGAUUCUUUAGAUCAAAGAGUCAAAAGAAAUACUCCCCAAACAACUGAAGAUGUAUGUCAAAAUGACCCUGUAAUUCAGACUCAGCAGACCUCUGAGAGUGGAAGAGCAGAUUUUCAGCUUGCCUCACCACAAGGACCAUUAGCAGACAAGAACAGGCAUAGAAGAUUAUCUCUACAAAAUGCAGCCAAAAACACAUGGGACAUAACCAGUGAUGAAUGGGUGUUUCCUGAAAGUUUCACUGAGACUAUUCAGUUGAAUAGGAGUGAGCAGUUCAUAGCUUCUGAAGAUUCAGCCUGCCAUAAUUUAACCUCACCACAGAAUGCCUCUGUUGAACAUCACAGCAAUGAAACAGGGGAUCACCAAGCGAAUAAUAAAGAGAUUUUCACGUUUUCAUCAAGACCUCAAUCAGCUCCUCAUGGAAAGUCUUCAAAUAUGUCACCAGAAUGUUGCAUUAUCCCUUUGGAUUUGAAGCAAGAGGGUAACAGAGUACAUGGUAAAACCCAAGUUGAAGAUAACUUUCAAGGAACUGACAGCAGUGAAGAGGAUGACAACAAUGAAUUGAUCCAGGGUACUGAGAACCUUGGGAUCAGCCACAGCAGGCAAGGAACACCUGAUUCAGCAGUUUUUAAAGAGAUCCCAUUAAAGAGGAUGUCAUGGAGAAAUGAAUACUGGAAGAAUAAGGGACACAGCAAACAUAACCUCGAAGAGACCGUAUUACCAAAACCACAGAGUUCCACUGUGAGAAAAAGAGAUUCUGUUAGUUCUCAGAGAAGCUUAAAGCCUACCCUUUCUCUUUCUCCAACUGGAAGUAAAUCUGAAAAAAAUGAAAAAUAUGAAGGAGUUUCUGGUCAAUUAAAAAGAUCUGUCAGUAAAAAGUGUCUCAAGAAGAUCUCAAGAGAAAAUUCAUGUCUGACAACACAGACUUGUGAAUAUGACUGGAAAAAUUACCAGUCCAAUAGACUGAGUUCAUCUGAACUACACAUGCUGGCUAGUAUGAAGAGACAACAAAAUGAAGAAUUCAGGGAUAUUGGGAUCUCACAUGGGCUGAGUGCAUCACAGAUAGACAACUGCAAUGUUAGCAUAAGUACAAGCAGUGAUGAUACAGCAACCUGGAACUCUUGUUUCCCACCACCCGUCAGUCAGGAGCAUCACUAUCAGAAAGAAAUGAGCCCACUUUCUCAUUCCAACCCACGGGACUGGUUGAACCUGUUUAGUCCCCCCAUCAUUCCUGGAAGCCAACAACUGGAAGAGCACGCUAAAUCUUCAACAAAUCAGAGUAUUCCAGGUGAAGAUGACCUCAAUGCUGAAGAUGAUGAGGAAGUUUUGACUCUUUUGUAUGAUCCAUGUCUGAACUGUUACUUUGAUCCAAAUUCUGGGAAGUACUAUGAAUUGGCAUAG